Molecule: messenger RNA, 2012 nt
Organism: Scylla paramamosain (green mud crab)
Lineage: Eukaryota; Metazoa; Arthropoda; Malacostraca; Decapoda; Portunidae
Exons: 5
Coding region: 201-2012 (603 amino acids)
Biological process (GO): monoatomic ion transport
Cellular component (GO): membrane
Molecular function (GO): protein binding; extracellular ligand-gated monoatomic ion channel activity
Source: RefSeq, a predicted model, not a curated record
CCAGCGCGAGGGCAGCAUGAACAUGUACUACAACGACGUGGAGGUGUCAGAAGACAUGACGCUGCCGGUGCCGGACACCCUGGACGCCUGGCACCACCACUGCCACCUCAUCCGCUUCCCGCAGUACAGGUGUGACGGGGCGAGGCGCGGUGAGGUCAUGGUGGGGUGGGGGGGGGGCGAGUACACGCUGCUGGUAUUUGAUGGUGUCACUGUUAUUACUGCUUCUAUUACUGCUGCUGCUGGUGUUCGUGUACUCCUUCAGGCUGUACGUGGACGGGGUGCUGGCCGGGUCUGGUGUCAUGGUGGGUCCCAACUUGCCGCUUCAACUCAACGGCACCAUCUACAUCGGGCAGGAGCAGGAUGCCCUCGCCGGCGGUCUUGACGCCAUGCAGUCCACCAGCGCUCACAUUGCACAGAUGAACGUGUGGAGCGACCUGCUGCAGGAGGACGUGAUCGCCGCCAUAGCGUCCUGCUCCACCAACCCACACGGCGACAUCUUCUCCACGGACGUGCAUGACGUGGAGGUGGUGAACGCCGGGGAGGAGACGAAGCAGGUGGCCGCGCUGUGUCUCGAGGAGAUGGACUUCGUGAUUGUGCCGGAGAAGUGGUCGCUGCGCCGCUCCCUUCACUUCUGCAAAACCGCGAACUCCGAAAUGUUCGUGCCUGAGAGUGACGAGCUCAACGCGCGGCUGUUCAACGAGUCCAGGCAGUUCCUGGACAAGUGUGGCGGGAAGAGCUACCGCUACCUGCGCCUCGGGGCGACGGACAGCGCCACUGACGGCGACUGGCGGAGGUUUUCCAGCGGCGCCGCCCUGCGCUACACCGCCUGGUACUCCGGCGAGCCCAACGACGGCAUCAAGUCAGACUGCGUGGUGAUGCGUAAGUCCCAGAGCGGCUGGGGCGACGUGGCGUGCAAGGACGAGUACUGCUUCCCUUGCCUCAAGGACGUGGACAGGUUCCUGCAGAUCCGCGGGCUCUGCUUCUCCAAUGAACACCACACCCGCUUCCUGCUGGACGGCUACGUCAACGGGGCGCCCUUCUUCCGCGGCUACUACGGCCACGCGGUGUUCAUGUCUAAGGGUGGCGCGUGGGUGCUGCACCACGUGCUGACCAACACCACGCUGGCCACCAUGGCGCAGCGCCGCUCACUCAUCGUGGACUACCCGCUGGGGCGCCACGAGUGGCAGGCCGAGAGCCCCUUCUGUCACAACUUGGCGGGGGACACCAUGGAGCUCAGCCUGUCCUUCUGCGCCACCGCAGACUUCAUGUGUGCUGACGGCUCGUGUGUGCCACGCGGCGUGCGCUGCAACCUGCUGGAGGACUGUGCUGACGGCAGCGACGAGGACCGUUGCGACCUGCUGGAGCUGAGCGUGGGCUACAACGGACAUCGCCCCCCGCCUGGCGUCACGCCGCUGGACCCACUGAUCGUCACACCCACCGUCAAUAUCAUCAGGUUCUCGCACGUGGACGACCUCAACCUGGCGCUGCUCAUGGAGCUGGAGGUGAAGCUCUCUUGGACGGACCGCAACCUCAAGUUCAAGAACCUGAAGCGCAACGUGGAGAACAAGCUGUCGGCAGAGGAGGUGCGGCGCGUGUGGCGGCCAGAGACGGAGUUCCUCAACGUGAAUGGCGGACAGCAGCAGCAGCUCAAGCAGACCGUGUUUGUGCAGCAGACAGGCGAGGCUGACCCGCCACUCUUCAACGACGUCAUGAUGGACACCGUGUUCCCAGCCACGGCAGGAAUGUUGGUGCAGCGGACCCUGUACUCCGCCAGCUUCUCCUGCAACUACGGCCUCUUUAUGUAUCCGUUCGACACCCAGCGGUGCUCAGUGCUGCUCAGAUUCGCCACCGCCACCUCCUCCGUCGUCAAGUUCGAGAACGCCACCGUGGAGUACCGUGGCCUAAGUAACCUGGCCAAGUACACAGUGGGCGCCCUCACCGUCACCACAGAGACCAGGCCAGCUACCAACGACCGACUCACACUUCCGUUCCGCUUUCUCUAUCGCCUCUAG